This is a messenger RNA of Vespula vulgaris, 2783 nucleotides long. RefSeq names its product serine/threonine-protein kinase PLK4 (gene SAK). The record is from RefSeq and is a predicted model, not a curated record. Gene Ontology annotation, biological process: protein phosphorylation. Bases 193 to 2523 code for a protein of 776 amino acids. Gene Ontology annotation, molecular function: protein kinase activity; ATP binding. The transcript has 11 exons. NCBI's taxonomy places the organism in Eukaryota, Metazoa, Arthropoda, Insecta, Hymenoptera, Vespidae.
UGUCGUAGCCAUACGUGUCAGUUGUAAAAGACUGGUGGGGGCAUCAUGGAUUUAUUGUUUACAAAUUAUAACUCCAAGUUUUGGCUGAGUUAUUUAUAUUGCGCUUAUAUUUUAUAUAAAAACUAAAUACAUAAUAUACGAAGGUAUUAAAGUUGACGACGACCUGUUUAUUUUUAUGCAGGGCUAUAAAAAAUGCCGGGUGAUUUCGGCGAACAAAUCGAGGACUACGAAGUUUUAAAUUUACUUGGGAAAGGUGGUUUUGCUAGUGUUUACAGAGCAAAAUGUUUACGCAAUGGAAUGGAAGUGGCUAUAAAAAUGAUCGACAAGAAUUCAAUGCAAGCUGCUGGUAUGUUAAACAGAGUUUUUCAAGAAGUAGCGAUUCACUCUCGUUUAAAACACCCAGCUAUUCUAGAAGUAUAUACAUUCUUCGAGAAUAAUAACUAUGUUUACAUGGUCUUAGAAUUAUGUCACAAUGGCGAACUUCAACGUUACUUAAAAAUGCAAGAUUCUCAUGUGUUAUCCGAACAAGAAGCUGGAAGUAUCAUUGCACAGGUCGUACAAGGUCUGUUAUUUCUACAUUUUCAUUUGAUACUUCAUAGAGACAUAUCAUUAUCAAAUUUGCUAUUAACCAAGAAUAUGCAAGUGAAAAUUGCUGAUUUUGGAUUAGCAACGCAAUUAAAAAGACCGGAUGAGAAACAUUUGACUAUGUGCGGUACACCUAAUUAUAUAUCACCAGAAGUUGCAACUAGAUCAUCGCAUGGUUUGGCAGCAGAUGUUUGGAGUUUAGGUUGUAUGUUAUAUACUCUUUUAGUAGGUAAACCUCCAUUUGACACGGAUGCUGUAAAGAGUACUUUGACACGAGUGGCAAUGGCUGAUUAUGUUAUGCCAGCCAAUUUGUCUAAAAAUGCUAAAGAUCUUAUAGAUAAAUUAUUAAAGAAGAAUCCAAAGGAAAGGAUUCAUUUAAGAGAUGUCCCAAAACAUCCAUUUAUAACAAGUUUGAAAACAAGUCAAACAUGUAGUAUAAGUGGAAGACAUGAGAAAAUCGGUAUAGAUAGAGAAUUAUUAGGAGAAGGUAUGAUUGAUUCUGGAGUGGGUAGAACAUUAUCUUCUUAUAGCCAAGCUAGGAUACGUUCUCGUUCAGAAGAACGCAUAUCUACAAACCCCAUGAUAUCUGAUGGAUUUGGACUUAUGUUCAGUGCAAGAAGUAAAGCUUUGUCUGAACCAAUUACAAAAAUGCAUUCAUUACAAAAAAGACAGUUCACAGAUUAUUUUCCAAAAACGGAUUCCAUACUUUAUGAUAUAUCACCGCCUCAAUCAAAUAGAAUGUUUUCUCAGAAUGUUCAACAAAGCAAUUGUGAAUCAUGUCAUGAAAAUAGGAAACAGAAAAUGGAGAAACAAAAACGAAAGGAAAAAAGUAAUGAACGUUUAUGGAAUGUUGAAGGUAGCGAAGAAGUAACCAAACUACAAGUAUCACCUUUAAAUACUGAACGAUUACAACCGACAAGACAUAGAACAAAAACAGCGAUACUCACUAUUCUUGAUAAUGGUGAAGUUUGUAUAGAAUUUACUAAACGAAAAAAUGGAGUAGAAAAAAUUAAUGAUGUAUGUAGAAUUUCCGGUGAUGGUUUAAGAGUGAUACUUUAUAAACCAGUUUCUCUAUUAGAAAUUGGUUCGCAACCUCCACCAUUACCAAGUUAUGGUGCUGAUAGUAUUUAUUCAUAUGAAAAUUUACCACCGCGUCAUCAUAAGAAAUAUAUAUAUGCUUCUCGUUUUGUCAAACUUGUCAGAGCUAAAACUCCAAAAGUGACGUUAUAUACUCAACGUGCUAAGUGUUUGUUUAUGGAGAAUGGUCCGCAUCCUGAUUGCGAAGUACACUUUUAUAAUGGUUUGAAGGUUAUACGUGUCGAUGGAGCUGUAAAGAUUACAGAAGAAGAUAAUACAUAUGUCGAAGGUGAAUUUCCUUCACAUUUGGAUGAAUUCUAUGAACAUUACUCGGACAGCUACAAACGUUGUUUGCUAUUAGAAUCUACUUUACAAUCUUUAGAAUCGGCAACUGGUCAUCCGCACUUUCCUGUAAUAAUUGGACGUAGGCCUUGUUCGGCCUUGAAUGAUGCACCUUGUUUGAGAGGCAAAGAAAAUGUUUCGCAUACCACUAAUAGUACACCGGUUAUGCCAUCGUUCGAUGCUAUUUAUUCGGCUGUGUCAACGACAACAUCAAGAUCGAGAAAAAUGAAUUCUGUUUAUAGUAUAAAUUGUGACAUAGAAAAAGUAACAAUACCAGGAAUUGGUGUCGCUAUACAAUUACCGUCAGGAGAUAUUAAAAUAGAUUACAAGGAUGGAUCCUCUUUAACCGUAAUAACGCAAGGUGGUAUUAAGUAUGAAACAAGUAACGGUAAGAUCUUCAAAUAUAGUCAAAAGUGUCAACAAAAUUUGGAAGUACCGUAUGUGGUAAAAGAAAAGUUAAGAGAUGUCCCAAGGAUUAUUAAACAUCUUGUGCAACCGAAGCACAAAAAUUUAAGAUAAUUUACAAUUUUUAAAUAUAUAUAUAUAUAUAAGAGAAAAGAGAGAAAGAGAGAGUGAGUAGAUAUAUUUUGUAUAGUAACAUUAAGUUAGCUAAAAAUUAAAAAAAAAAAUGAUGAGGUGGAGAGAUAUAAAGGGAUGUCGCUAUCUUUUUUUUUUUUUUUUCUUUGUAAUCUUAUUAGAAUUAUAUUUUAAUUAAAACACUUAAGAAAUUGUAGAAUAAUGUUUUUUAUAUAUUACAUAAUAAAAUUAUAUCAAACCAA